CCCCGCUGAAGGUCCGGGCCCACGCAGCAUGUCCGUCGCGCUGCUCUACAGCGCUAUGUGCGACGAACUCUAUAUUCCUCUUAACCCUUACAUUUUAGAAGUAUUAACCGAUACAGCGACAACAGAUGUCAAACUGACGGGGAACGAUCGUCUUAAACGGGUGCAAAAACUUAGCGACGACGAUGUACUUGUCCUCUCGUGCUGUUUCCUCAACACGGGAACGACAGGUCUUGACCUAAGGUACAAUGAUAUCUCUGACGUGGGAGCCAGACACCUCGCUGACCUCAUACAAGAGGUGACUUCCACCCUGCGUUUUGUGGACCUCAUGGGUAACAACAUACUCGCUGAUGGAGCUGAGACAGUCGCCAAAAGCCUGCAUAACAACCAGUGUAUCCUCUCUGUCAGACUGACAGGGAACAAGAUUGGGAACAGAGGAGGAAUGUGUUUUGCCAGCAUGCUCCAGAUCAACCACACUCUGCAGGAGUUAGAUCUUGCCGACUGCGACCUGGGUACUCAGUGUGUUAUAGCCUUCGCCAUCGUGCUGAAAAGCAACACCAGCCUUCUCUCUCUGAACAUCUCCAGACCCAUACUCUUCAGUCGACAGGACGAAACGGCGGUGCACCUGUCGGCCAUGUUGAGGCUGAACCAGACUCUGCGGGAGCUCCACCUGGGGAAGAUGGCCUUCACUGACUCUGGGAUGGAGAGACUGGCCGAGGGCCUGAGAGCCAAUCAAAGCCUGCGAUACCUGGACCUGCGCUGUAACCAAUUGUCUUGCGACGGUGCACAAACUCUGUCGGGGGUUCUGAAGAGCAACAGCGCACUGCAGAUCCUGGACCUGUCGUCCAAUCGGAUCAAAGACGAGGGCGCAGCGAGCCUCAGCGAGGCCAUUGAGUCCCCCGCCUGUGGCCUCAAGGCGCUCUCCGUAACCAGUAACAACAUAGAAAGCCCAGGUCUUCUGGCUUUGGCGCAGGCUAUGAAGGCUAGCAGUACGCUAACCCACGUCUACAUCUGGGGGAACCGUCUGCAUGAGCCCGUCUGUCAGGCGUUCAGCGAGCUGAUGGCGUGUGGCCGGCUGGCCCCGGGUCACACGGACGUGAGCCCAUACGAGGUGGACGGCCGCGUGAGCCUGGCCGAGGUCUUCCACGGCCUGAGGCGACACUACUACUGGACGCCCAGCGACGGGGCCGACGGCGGCCCCUCCACCAACGCUGCCCUGGCCCUCACCGCACUCACACCCUGACACACCCCCGCUACGCCCCCAAUACCCGGGCAUGAUGGGAGGCCUCCAGCCACCAGGCCUCAACCCCCGACCCGGGAGAAGAUCUCUACCGUCGUCGUAUCAGAGAUAGCGAGCUUUGAUAAUUUUUGGUUGAAUAAAACAAUGAAUUGGUAACACUCA
This is a messenger RNA of Gadus macrocephalus (Pacific cod), 1399 nucleotides long. RefSeq names its product leucine rich repeat containing 34 (gene lrrc34). NCBI's taxonomy places the organism in Eukaryota, Metazoa, Chordata, Actinopteri, Gadiformes, Gadidae. The transcript has 10 exons. The record is from RefSeq and is a predicted model, not a curated record. Bases 29 to 1240 code for a protein of 403 amino acids. Gene Ontology annotation, molecular function: protein binding.